Mus caroli (Ryukyu mouse) is the source of this 3612-nucleotide messenger RNA. It is a transcript of the gene Slc19a2, whose product is annotated as solute carrier family 19 member 2. Gene Ontology annotation, biological process: transmembrane transport; thiamine transport. The record is from RefSeq and is a predicted model, not a curated record. Gene Ontology annotation, cellular component: plasma membrane. NCBI's taxonomy places the organism in Eukaryota, Metazoa, Chordata, Mammalia, Rodentia, Muridae. Gene Ontology annotation, molecular function: thiamine transmembrane transporter activity.
UAGGGAAAGGGCGUUGGGUGAGCGAGCUUUGGCAGCCGGCGGGCGGCGGGGACUCCAAGCACCUUGACCCUGGCGCGAGGCGGCGUCGCGCACGCUUACAGGUGCCCGCGCGGGCCCGCGGCUCGGGCGCCCUCCCGUUGGCCGAGAAGGAGGAGGGGGCCGUGUCGGCGUCCAGCCCCUCGCGCCCAGGAUGGACGUGCCAGCCAGGGUGUCCCGACGAGCGGCGGCGGCGGCGGCCAGGAUGCUUCUGCGUACUGCCCGCGUCCCUCGCGAGUGCUGGUUCCUGCCGACCGCGCUGCUCUGCGCCUACGGCUUCUUCGCAAACCUCCGGCCGUCGGAGCCGUUCCUCACGCCCUACCUUCUGGGACCCGACAAGAACUUGACCGAGAGACAGGUCUACAAUGAAAUUUAUCCGGUGUGGACAUACUCUUACUUGCUGCUGCUAUUUCCCGUGUUCCUUGCCACAGACUACCUCCGGUACAAGCCUGUCAUCCUGCUGCAGGGACUCAGCCUUAUUGUGACAUGGUUCAUGCUGCUCUAUGCCCAGGGACUGCUGGCCAUUCAGUUCUUGGAAUUCUUCUACGGCAUCGCCACAGCCACCGAAAUCGCCUACUACUCCUAUAUCUACACUGUGGUGGACCUGGGCAUGUAUCAGAAAGUCACAAGCUACUGUAGAAGUGCCACCUUGGUGGGCUUUACAGUGGGCUCCGUCCUAGGGCAGAUCCUCGUCUCCGUGGUGGGCUGGUCACUGUUCAGCUUGAACGUCAUCUCCCUCACCUGCGUUUCUGUGGCUUUUGCUGUGGCCUGGUUUCUGCCUAUGCCACAGAAGAGCCUCUUCUUUCACCACAUUCCUUCCUCCUGUCAUGGAGUGAACGGCCUCAAGGUACAAAAUGGUGGCAUCGUUACUGAUACCCCAGCAGCUAACCAUCUUCCUGGAUGGGAGGACAUUGAGUCAAAAAUCCCUCUAAAUUUAGAUGAGCCUCCGGUGGAAGAACCGGAGGAGCCCAAGCCAGACCGGCUGCGGGUAUUCAGAGUCCUGUGGAAUGACUUCCUGAUGUGUUAUUCCUCCCGCCCUCUGCUCUGCUGGUCCGUGUGGUGGGCCCUGUCCACCUGCGGCUAUUUCCAAGUGGUGAACUAUGCGCAGGGAUUGUGGGAGAAGGUGAUGCCUUCUCAGAAUGCUGACAUCUACAAUGGCGGUGUAGAGGCCGUUUCAACCUUGCUGGGUGCUAGUGCUGUGUUUGCAGUUGGCUAUAUAAAGCUAUCUUGGUCAACUUGGGGAGAAAUGACGUUGUUCCUGUGUUCUCUCCUGAUUGCUGCUGCAGUGUAUGUCAUGGACACUGUGCAGAGCAUCUGGGUGUGCUAUGCAUCCUAUGUUGUCUUCAGAAUCAUCUACAUGGUACUCAUCACCAUAGCAACUUUUCAGAUUGCUGCGAACCUCAGCAUGGAACGUUACGCCCUUGUGUUCGGCGUGAACACCUUCAUUGCCCUGGCAUUGCAGACUCUGCUCACUCUGAUUGUUGUGGAUGCCAGGGGCCUUGGCUUAUGUAUUACCACUCAGUUCCUGAUUUACGCCAGUUACUUCGCAGCCAUCUCUGUGGUUUUCCUGGCUAAUGGCAUAGUCAGUAUUAUAAAGAAAUGCAGAAAGCGAGAAGAUCCCAGCUCCAGCCCCCAAGCCCCCACGUCCUAACGUGCCCCCGAAGUGCUGCUGCUUCCAAGCAAGGAUUCCGCACCGCAACUGCUUGGAUGUAUUUAAACUCCUUAUGGUUCAGAUAACUAUUUCUGAAUGUAUAUUUCAUGGCUUCAAAGCAGCUACUCAACUAACACCUUGCAGUCUUGAGUUAGGAUAAUACUGUUAGGAGAAGCCAGACCUGAAGCUUUUUUUUUUCUUGGAUUGCUUAUGAACAGUAAUUUAAGAAUGACUUUUUCUAAUUCAAGAAAAAAAAAAACCCACAAAACUUGAUUUUGAAAAACCGAAUAACCAAGCAGCACGUCUGCUCUUUCCCCGAUUAGCGUGUGAGUGCGAUGCUUUCUAGUCACACUCAUCACUCGCCCAGACCUGUGGCCUGGUGGGACCAGGGCUUCAGAAGCCACAGGACGGUACAAGCCUCGCCAGACGCGUUCUGUCAGCACUUGCCCCCGCCAGCCUCAUUCUGGUUUCAGUGUUACGUGUGCGCGUGUGUGUGUGUGUGUGUGUGUGUGUGUGUGUGUGUGUGUGUGUGUCUGCAGAUGGAAAUCGUUCCUCACUGGCAGUAUCUACUCGGGUUCAACGUUCUGUCCUCUGAGGAGUGUUAUGUCUGAUUUUAUUUGAAAAGUUCACUGUAUGAGUGUUAGUGCCUCUUCCCAUUUUGACCGUUGUAUAUUUUUGGAAACAUUCUUUAGAAUACAUUUCUGCAUUAUUCGUAUGCUUCCCAGAGAAGCUCAUUUCAUUACAAAAGGCACAUUUUAAAGCCUGCUGAUAACUGAGGGGGGCUAAUCAGGUUAGGUUUGCUUGUCUGUAAUACUUUUGUAUGAAGGACUCUUAAUUGCAACUGAAAAGGUCAUGUAUAGGUUAGAGAUACAGGGAGCCCAUUUUAUAUUUGCAUACCCUUUUAUUUCCAAAACAAAAUGAGCUCUUUUCCUUUGAGACAAUAUCAUUCCCAUAUACCUCUCAUUGUCUUGGCUUUCUUAUCCAAGACGAGAAGAUAUCAGUCGGAACUGGAUUAUUCCACAGCCUUUUUUAUAAACUGAGCCUCUUCUUAAUGAUUGUUCUGGGCUUGGCAGUAGGAUAGACUUGAUGCCUGCGUUUUGGACCUUAGACCUGCCCGCCUUUGUUCCUACCGUUAGCUCAUCUUGAGAGAUACUUAAAAGUAUCUCCUCAUUACUUGAAAGAAUGACGUUCUAUAUGCUAAUAUUUGUGAGACAUGAAAACUAUUUCAAAGCCAACUUUGUUGUCUUGUAUAACAUGUCUAGGUAGGUGCUUUCAACGAGAGUGUUGACCUUUUUAAGACGGACAUAGCUGCAGGGUAUUAUCAAUACUGAGAUUGCAAAACUGGAGCUUGGCAAGUGUGUAGAAGACCCUGGCUUAAGUUCCAGCACUGGAAAGACCAAAGUGCAAACAUGCAUGGGAGGAGUGAGGGUAACAGAGGCCAUGCCGUACGUCUUCCUUUGCAGCUAGGGAAAGAACACUAAGGAGAUGGAGAACUAAGGUCAGAGUAGCAGUCUCCAGUCUUACGUUUUGGUCUCUUUCCUCCUACAGUUCCUUGUUGCUCUAUAGGAAGUUGGUUGCCCAGAAACAAGAAGAAACAUUGUGAUUGAGAAGUGUCCUUUUGUUUUUUUAAAAUAACAUGUAUUAUGGUACAAUCAAAUUGUUCACAUUACCAAAGCAAUAUUUCUUUGAGAUUCAGUUCACUGUUUGUGGCAUCUCAUCUGAUCCUUCUUUACCUGUCUAAAUCAAGACUGUAUCCACAUUUUACCACGCGGCCAUAUUUGCAGAAUGCAGAACCCAGUGGGCUGUACUGUAUGCACUUUGAUGAAGAAGUGAAAAUAAUCCGUUGUACUUUUUAUUCAAUCUGUAUAGACUAUAAAACUAUUUUUAUUAAAUAAAUAUUUUACAGUAUAUUUUCCCUUUUCACU